GGCUACAGCAGCACGCUCCCUGCCGGGUGGGCGGGCACGUGUCCCACGACAAGCGACUUCGCAUGCAACAAGAAGAUCAUCGGUGGGGGGGUGUUUCACGCGGGGUUUAAGAGCAGGUAUAGCGACGGCCUCAACCUCACCCUCAACUGGCUGUCCCCGCGGGAUUCUGAUGGCCAUGGCACUUGGUGUGCCGGAGCGGCAGCGGGCAACAGCGGCGUGAGUCUGCCUGGCUGGGGCACGGUCAGUGGCGUGGCUGCCAAGGCACGCCUGGCCGUCUACAAAGUGUUCUGGCGCAUGCAUAAUUACGACAUACGCGCUUCAGAAACAGACAUCUUUGCUGCCGUUGAUCGGGCCGUGGCGGACGGUGUGGAUGUGCUGACCCUGUCGCUGGAUGACUCGUAUAGAGGCGUUAGCGGCAACGGCAACGGCACCGGACCCUACUUUGACGAUGUGCCUUUCCUUGGCGCCCUUGCG
Messenger RNA from Closterium sp. Naga37s-1, 474 nucleotides. NCBI's taxonomy places the organism in Eukaryota, Viridiplantae, Streptophyta, Zygnematophyceae, Desmidiales, Closteriaceae. The record is from the annotation of a GenBank genome assembly.